Caenorhabditis angaria is the source of this 2139-nucleotide messenger RNA. NCBI's taxonomy places the organism in Eukaryota, Metazoa, Nematoda, Chromadorea, Rhabditida, Rhabditidae. The record is from the annotation of a GenBank genome assembly.
AUGGAACUCGAUGUUUUGUUCUUUGUAAUUUUUCAUGGAUUUAUUUCGACUUGUGGACUUUUUUUCAAUAUUUGUCUAUUUUAUACAGCAUUGUUUUAUUCACCAAAAUCUAUGCGAAGUUAUAGCAUUUUGAUUUUGAAUUAUUCAAUAACAGAUUUUCUUGCCUGCGCUGCAGACUUAUUCCUUCAACCUCGCCAAAUUCCAACAGGUUUUUCGAUUGGAGUUAUAAGCAAUGGACUUUGUCGACUUUUUAAAAGUGAUACAAUUUGUUAUUUUGGUUACAGUAAUCUUCUUCAUCUAAUAACACAUACUCAAUGGUCCCUACUUUUAUCAUUUUGUUUUCGUUAUUAUGUUUUAUAUCGUCCAGCUCCUUCUACCAGAAAUAUCUUGCUUUUGAUAUUUUUUAUAUAUCUCCCAUCGUUUUUUCAAUUAGUGAGUAAACUCGUAAAACACUUUUCUCAUAUUUUUUUCAACAUAGAUCUCAUUUAUGUGGGCGCAAGAUGAUUCAGAAAAAGUUAAAGAAAUUAUAAAUCGAAAGUUUCCGGAUUAUAACCUCACUGGUCAAAUAGUUGUUGGUCACACUGAUAUUCGAAACUUUGCCGCAUUAUACACCAUUUGUCACAUUACAAUUCCAAUAACUCCAAUCUACAUAACUAUUUUAUAUUUGCGAAAAAAGAUUUUGAAUCAUCUAGAAGAAUCAAGAAUUCACAUGACUCCUGAUACUUUAUCAAUGCAUAAUCAAUUACUUCGAGCUUUGACAAUUCAAGCUUGUCUUCCAUCAUUUUUUUGGAUUUCUGUUGUAGCAUACCUCCUUUCACAAUUUAAUAUUUACAACAGUCCGAGUUGUGAAUAUUUAAUAUUCACAUGUGUCAUGUUCAUUCCGAUUUUAUCUCCACUUGUCUCACUUUACACUAUUCGACCAUAUCGACAACGAGUUUAUCGAUGUAUUCAUCAAAAAAAUGCACAUGUUCAUGACAGUCACUUUGAAGAGACCAAAAAUUCACAAGCAUCAAAACCUUAAUCUUUUUAAAUUAUUUCUGACGAGAUAUGUUUGAAAAACUAUAUUCAUAAAUUUUAUUGAUUUUCUACCAUUCAAUAAAAUCGCCCAGUGGACAAUUCGUAUAGAAAUAUUGUCAUUCCAAAAAUAAAAGAACCCCUGUUUGAAUUGGCGCUCACGUACAGAGACUUAAAAAAAUGACGUCACACAUGCACAAUAGUCAGCGUGUAAAUUUCGCAUUUUAUUUUUCAAAUAGACUCCAAAAUUUCGCGAAGUCAAUGAAGGUCAAAUCUCACCUGUUAGUUUUGUUCCUCCCCCCCCCGCCCAAACCUCAAAAUAAACUAACUUGACUGGCCCGUUCCGUGAGAAUUUGUUGAUAUCUUCGAAUGUCCUGUCCAAACGAAACAUCUUCUUGUUCGAAAGCCUGAAACUUCUACAUUCUUUUUUUUUUCAAAAUUUUCGCCUAUUCUUAAACUUACAUCAAAAAAUGAAAAUUGUGGAUUUGAUAGGCCCACUGCAUUCUGUGACUGUUGUGUCUGAAAAAAAUAAGAAAAUUAAAAAAUGUACCAAAUCACCCCAUUAAUAACUUUUUUCUGCGCUGAAAAAAACCACUCAAAAACCAGAAAAAAAACAAAAAAUAAAAUUGUCGUACAAAAAAAAAUAAAAAAGAAAAACAACGAUACUCCGCGUGCACGUUGUUUAGUUUAUUUUGUUGUUUUUUUGCAGGGUAGACGAGAGAGUGUGGGAAAUGGAGAGAGGGUUAGAGAGAGAGAGAGAUAGAGAUAUGUUUUUUAUUUGAGAAGAAAUUAUUGAUUGAACGUUUUUUUUCGAACUGAAUCAUUUUUCUGUUUUUUUCAGCGCAGAAAAUGUUAUUUAUGGGGUGAUGUGUUAUUUAUGGGGGGUGAUUUGGUACAUUUUUUAAUUUUCUUAUUUUUUCAGAGACAACAGUCACAGAAUGCAGUGGGCCUAUCAAAUCCACAAUUUUCAUUUUUUGAUGUAAGUUUAAGAAUAGGCGAAAAUUUUGAAAAAAAAGAAUGUAGAAGUUUCAGGCUUCCGAACAAGAAGAUGUUUCGUUUGGACAGGAGAUUCGAAGAUAUCAACAACUUCUCACGGAACGGGCAAGUCAAGUUAGUUUAUUUUGA